UCUGUCGGCUCGGGUAUCCCGUUAGGGGACCUAGAAGGCCCAGAUGGGGCCGAAGCCAAUCGCGUCGACCCGGUUCCGAGCACACCGGAACGGAUCCUCAACCGACGAGGAUCGCUCGAUCGGCCGAUCAGUCAACCGGUACGAGCGGAUCGACGAGUUCUCGCGCUCGGAGGCUCGCGUGCCGAACAAUCGUGCCUCGUGCCACCUAAACACGACGAUUUUGCUACCGAUAUGGGAGCCGCCAUGCUGAAAAGCUGAUGUGAAACACUGCCAGUCCCUUUGCUGCGAGGAAAGGGCAAAGAAACGAGCCAUGGGUCGCACAGGAUACACGUGCAUCAGGCACGUCUUCUGCUCCCUCAACGUUCUUAUUUGGCUAUGCGCUUGCGGAAUUUUGGGUGCGGGCCUCUGGCUCCGACUGGCGUACUCCGGCUACAUGACCCUGAUGCCGUAUUACAGUUUCGCGUCAGCUGAUUCUCUACUGUUAGCCGCUGGUAGCGUGACCUUCGUGAUCGCCUUCUUCGGAUGCUGCGGUGCCUGGUUUCAAUCUAGAUGCAUGCUGAUCACGUAUUUCGGAUUGGUGAUGCUGAUGUUCCUGGCUGAGUUCAUGCUGGGUACUCUAGCCUUCACCUUCAGGGCUCACCUAGCCCAUAAUUUGAAGCAGGAGCUUCUCUUCGGGAUCGAGAAACACUACAACCACACUAAGGAGCCAGGAUCCAUUCCGUAUGUUUGGGCCCGCAUACAGACGGAGUUCCAGUGUUGCGGCGUGCAGGAUUACACGGACUGGUUCCAGAUCGACGCAUGGCCAAAGGAAAACCGUGUUCCCGACUCCUGUUGCAUACAGCCAAAACGAUACUGCGGUCGUGCUGACUCGAAUGGUCUGAACAAGGAGCUCUGGCACAAGAAGGGCUGUGUGUCUGCUAUUCAAAUGUGGCUGGUGACCAGGCUCCACGUGGUCGGUACCGUUGGUUUGGUAGUCGCGUUCCUCCAGCUGUUCGGCCAGGUGGCCAGUAUGAUCCUCUUCUGCACAGUUAGGCACAAGAGGUCUUCCCACACGUACAAGAGCUACGACACUACGAACACCUAGAAUUUUCGAUGGAUCUUAGACGAAACCGGCGUCUAAGGUCCAUUCGGAUAGGCUAUUCGGAACGAUCACGAUCUUCUUUUUCGCCGUUCGAAGAAGGUUCUGAUCGUACCAUCCUCGCGAGAUCUGGACCCUUGUAAAGUCUCUCUGUUUCCUUGACGAGAUUCUUCCUCGGUUGGAGAAUCGGGUUGUCCUUUGGGCAGGGCUGCCUUGUUCGGAAGUUUUGGGUAUGAAGGUCCGUCGAGGUCUUUAAAACUGUUUUUAGAUUGUCGUAUCUUAAGGGUGAAAUAGGAGACUGUCUUUGAUAUUUAUAUUACCUUUAUGGUCCUUCAGGAAGAAGCAAACAACUGUAAGAUUGAUUAGAAAUCAAGCUGAUCCAUAGAGGUCAUUACGAUUGGCUUUCUUCUUCGAAUGUCCUUCAUGAUUCUCCAGAACGUAACAAACGAUUGAAUUCAAGAUUGGUCGGGAACUAAGAACUUUUAUAGAGGUCAUUAGGUUUAUCUUUCUUGGAUAUAUGUCUGUUGUGAUAAUUUAGGAUGACUCAAAGAAUUGUCUUACGGAUUGGUUAGGAACUAAAAAGACUUGUAGGAAUCGUUUAGAUUAUUUUGUAUGUUUGUUUCUCCGUUAUGAUAUUUGAGAGAAAGAAGAAACAAAGAAUUGAAUACAAGAUUAAAUAGAACCUAGCAAAAUCUGUAGAGCUUUGUUAGAUCUAUUGCAGACACUAGUUGCUUCCUUGUAGUUCUCCUGAUCUAGUAUUGAUGAAGUAUUGAAUGAAAGAUUGUCUAAAAACUAUGACGAUCUCUAGGAAUCAUUAGUAUUAUUUCUAUUGCUUGUUUCUCUAAGACUUAGGAAAUUGUAUAGAGUUCAUUUCGUUUAUCCAAUAUCAAGGAGAAGUUUGGAUAUAAUCUAAAAAAGUGUCUAGGUUCUUCGAAAAUUUUGCGACCUGAAAAAAUCCAAUGAGGCUGUCCAGACUGUAGCUAUUAUUUAUGGUUGAAAAACUUUGAGAAAACGAAGAUCCUUGUCUCUUCCUUGUCAGAGCGAAACAAGACAAGAAUGCCAGCUUUCGUAAAAAUUGUAGCAUCCAAGAAUAUCGAAAAAGACGUUUGAACUAAUGUCUGUUUACGAGUAGGAGCAUGUCUGCGUAGAAGUGUCUCAGAAGACCCAAGUGCGACCCUGCCGUUAGGGACAUUCGAUUGAACAACCGGUGAACAAGACGAUCGUUGUCUCGGUCCUCGACGCAGUGGACCCUGGCAACGCAGACUAUCAACCAGGAAGCGGGUUGAAAUGAUCGACGAGUGCAGCUCGAGCGAUACGCGAGCCGGCCCAUUAGUCCGACGGCUCGUUAGCUUUGAUAAAUGAUGAUUCCUCCUCGGCUGCUCGAGGAACACUGACUCCUUGGAAUAGUAAUCACCGCGGCUACCUUUCUCUGCGGAGAAAAAGGGACGCGAGGCGGAAGUGAAAAAAGCGCUAUUGAAAUUGUUCUCGUAUCAUAGGAUGCGGUCUUUUAUGUUAUCAUUGCAUGUUUUAUUUACUGCGUUACGUUACCGGGACUGCGAACGUUUGUGCGAAUUUCUAGGAAAUUUGUCAGUCCUUGUACGGUCAUCAGGAUAAAGACUGAUCCACUGCCUCUUUUUAGAUUCUGCGCAAUCUUUGUUUUCUUUCUGUUUAUGUUGCAAGAUGUGAUUCUUAAUUGAAUACGGAUGAUUCUCGAAUAAUACAGUUAAUUGGUUACGUGUUAUUCAAGAUCGUGUCACAUUAUAAGAAUUCAUACGAAUGAGAUGAUCCUAAUUCUCAAAGAAUAAUUUUUCUCGGAAUUGUUAAAAAAGAGGCUUUGGAAACAGUGCAAUUAAUUGUUAAGAAGGGAACUUUAAAAAGAGUGCAAUUGAGGCAUCGUAUUAUUUGAAGGCCCGUACAAUUAUUGAUCGCGUACAAAUUUUCAUCUAAUUCAAGUAUCGUAUUAUUCAAGGUUCAUAUUGCAGUAUUCAGGUUUCGCAGUAUUCAACCCACUUAAAAGAACUGAUAAUUAAAGUAGAAUUCGUCAAUUCAACGUGCGAUACGAUCUCCUAUAUUACCAUAUUCCUGGAAAGCGAACAGAAGCUAAAAGUUUAGAAAAAAGUUGUUCUCUUCAGGAAACACUUUGACAUUGUAAAAGUGCAAUAGAAGCGGCAGGAGCAGAGCAUGAACAUUCGCAGUCUUUCUAUCAAGCACUGCGUAUACCAAAAUUGCUUUCCGACCGGCCCGGCGUGUAACGUUCAUUUUUCUAGCGAGUGUUCCCGAUUCGUUAGUACGUCUGGCCGUGCGAACGUGAAGUAUGUUUAUCGAGCAAGUAUGUCUAUCAUUUUAGGAUCGAGUUGACGCAACCGUGGGACCGACAGUCGUCGAGAAUGUCAUUCGCCAAGCUUUAAAAAAUCACGGACGCGUCGAUCGUUUUCUAGCGUAUUUAUUUGAUCCUGUACACCAUCGUACUGUAGUUGGUAAUUUAGCAGCACGUGUCGCCUAUUGUAAUAUUUCUCUAAUAAAAACCGCGGUACCGAGCACCGUUUGAUAGAAGCUGCUGACUAUUAAAGCGAAUAUAGUCGCGACGAGGAACAGUUUACGAAGUCAUCGAAGUGCAAAGUGGCGUAAAGCUCGUGACGUUGUACGUAUAUUGAUCGAAUAAUAAAUAAUAUAUUUAUGCGACUGU
Messenger RNA from Megalopta genalis, 3764 nucleotides. It is a transcript of the gene Tsp5D, whose product is annotated as Tetraspanin 5D. The record is from RefSeq and is a predicted model, not a curated record. NCBI's taxonomy places the organism in Eukaryota, Metazoa, Arthropoda, Insecta, Hymenoptera, Halictidae. Gene Ontology annotation, cellular component: plasma membrane.